AUGGCCAAUCCUCAUCAAAAGGCAGAUCGGUGGUCGUCAGCGGAAAAUACGUUGUUGAAUGUUGUACAAUCGAAAAAUGAUCGAGCAUCUGCAAGUGACCUAAGUACAACGAAUUCUAACAAUAAUUCAUCUAAUGAUCAAAAUUUAACGAAUUCCAAAACGGAAGAUAGUGAACAUUUAUCGUUACCCGAAGCGAGCUUACCACGUACUUCAUCGGCAAGAACAACUCCGGCUUUAGCAGACAGCAUGUCACAGCAAGUACUUCGUCUAGCUGAAAAAAUCAAUGAUCAAUAUUUGACGUGUAAAAUAUGUCUGGAACCAUUCAAAGAUCCGAAAUGUUUAACUUGUUUACAUACAUUUUGCGAACAGUGUAUUGAAAAUCAUGUUUCUGCUCAAAGAUCAUACAAAUACACUGAUUAUCGUGAAUUUGCGUGUCCAAUAUGUCGAAAGAAGACAGCGAUUCCAUCGGGUGGUGUUCACAAGUUACCCGACAAUUUCUUAAUCGCUGGUUUAUCCGAAAUGAUCUCACAGAAGAAUCCCAAUGGAACUGGAUCGAUCAAAGUACUAACAAAUUGUGAAAUUUGUAAAGCUGUUCACGAUCGUGAACGCGAAGCCACAUCACGCUGUCUGGAAUGUCAGAAAUUUCUCUGCCGACAAUGUGUUCAAGCACAUCAAACAAUCACCGUUACACGUGAUCAUUCGAUUUACGAAUUGGAAAUCGAAAAAGACAUCCUAUGCAAACAUCAUCCAUCAGAAUUCGUGCGAUAUUAUUGUGAACAAUGUGAAACGUGUAUUUGUAUUGCUUGUACUUAUGUUGACCAUCGUGAUCACGAUCUGGCAGAUUUCCGAGCAGCAGCUGCGCAUCACAAAUCGUACAUAAACGAAUGUCUUGAUGGAUGUAAGACGCGUAUGGGCGAAUUAGAGGCUUAUUUAAAUAUUAUUCGUCGAUGUGAUGCGAAUAUCGCGCAGAUUGAAGCGAGUAUUCAUGCGUUGGCGAGCACAUUUGAAAAAUCCCUACGCAUCAAAGAGCAAGAACUUGUUCAACAAAUCUCGGAGUUAUAUGGCGAAGAAACAAACGAAUUUAUCAAGCGUCGAGAAGAAUUGGAUGAAUACUUCGAACAAAUUAAAAAUACUUGUUCAUUAACAGAACUUGUUGUCCACGGGAAAGACAUUGAACUGUUAUUAGUAAAGAAACAAUUGAUGGAGAAGUUUCGUGAACUGGAUGCCGUUGAACUGGACCCAUUACCAGAGAAUAUUUGUAUGAGAUUGGAUUUUCAACCGGGACAAUUACAUUUAGGAACGUUGAAGAUCUGUGAUGUGACACCAGAGGAUGAUGAUGAACGCGAAGGUGAGAUUGAAGAAGAAGAAGAAGAAGAAGAAGAGGAGGAGGAAGAAGAAGAGGAAGAAGAUGAAGAAGUCGAAGAAAAUGAUGAUAGAGAAGAGUUUGAAGGAAAACCAGAGAAGACAAAAGAUGCCGAUGCCGAUACCACAGAUCUCAAUCCAGAAUCUGCCAAAACCUUUGUUUCCAUAGCGACUCAAACAGAUGAUGUCAUAACGACAGCGCAAGCUGUACAGACAGUAGAAGAAGUUUCAACGACGACGAAUGAAUUUAACUUUGACAGUAAUGCUGUUCCACGAUCUUCAUUACCAACAGAAGAAAAUGGUUCACUUUCACCUACCGCUCUCGCCACGUCAUCAUCUGCACCUCCGACAUCUUCAACUGAAGGUAAUGGAAAUAUCUACGAACAAAGUAAUAAGUUAUCGCGUCGCGUUCGUCGUCUUCUCAAACCAACAUGCAGUGUUGCCGUUCUACCGAAUACCGAUGUAAUUAUUCUCGACUGUGAACAAAAUCUCGCAUCAAUUCUCGAUAAAAAAGGCAAAUUUAAAUAUUGCUUCACAUCAGAAAUUCCCGCGACUGAACGAAAAGGCUUUGCUGUCGCUGGAUUUUCCUCGACAGCAAACGUAAGUAAUGCCCCAGCUGGUUCAAACCGUACAGUUCGAAUCCCAACGCAACAAGGUGUUUUAUGUAUUAAAUUGAAAGGUGAACGAGUUAGCGAAUUACCAUUUGGCUUCACUGUUCAUGCUUUCAAUUCAAUCUCGGAAAGUGACAAUUGA
Messenger RNA from Adineta ricciae, 2115 nucleotides. The record is from the annotation of a GenBank genome assembly. Lineage: Eukaryota; Metazoa; Rotifera; Eurotatoria; Adinetida; Adinetidae.